Molecule: messenger RNA, 2211 nt
Organism: Erpetoichthys calabaricus (reedfish)
Lineage: Eukaryota; Metazoa; Chordata; Cladistia; Polypteriformes; Polypteridae
Gene: rmc1
Product: regulator of MON1-CCZ1
Exons: 20
Coding region: 103-2070 (655 amino acids)
Biological process (GO): regulation of autophagy
Cellular component (GO): Mon1-Ccz1 complex; late endosome membrane; lysosomal membrane
Source: RefSeq, a predicted model, not a curated record
AGGAAGCAGGAGCACGGCAAAUCAGAACUCAGGGUGGGAAGAGGAGCGUGAGUCGCCUGCAGUUGUUCGUUUUCUUUAAAAGCAUAAAUUUGGCUGUACAUAAUGGAAGAUGAGUACUAUUUGGAACUCUGUGAUAAUCCUGUACAGUUUGAGAACGCGUCUAGUGUGAACAACGUAUUUUUUGAUGAGGCCAAUAAGCAGGUCUUUGCGGUGAGAUCUGGAGGUGCAACAGGUGUGGUGGUGAAAGGCCCAGAUGACAAAAAUACAGUUGCUUUUAGAAUGGAUGACAAAGGAGAGGUGAAGUGCAUCAAAUUCUCCUUUGGAAACAAGAUUUUGGCAGUGCAGAGAACGUCCAAGUCUGUGGACUUCAUUAACUUCAUUCCAGAUUUGCCACACUUGGAAUAUUCUCAAGAAUGCAAGACCAAGAAUGCCAAUCUUCUAGGAUUCUGUUGGACAAACUGGAAUGAGAUUGUCUUUAUUACAGACCAAGGAAUUGAGUUCUAUCAGGUUUUGGCAGAGAAACGCAGUUUAAAACUUUUGAAGAGUCAGAGCAUUAAUGUCAAUUGGUACAUGUACUGUCCCGAGACAUCAGUUAUUUUAUUAUCAAUUACAGCUGCAGGAAAUGUACUUCAGCCUUUUCUUUUUAGGAAUGGAGCAAUGUCAAGAAUGGCAAAGUUUGAAAUAGAACUACCAGCUGUCCCUAAGCCAGCAAAAUCUAGUCUUUCAGAAAGAGACAUUGCUGUUGCCACCAUUUAUGGCCAGCUUUAUGUUAUGUACUUGAAACAUCAUUCCAGAGCUUCCAACCAUGCAGGUGCAGAAGUGGUACUUUACCAUCUACCCAGAGAAGGCAGCUGCAAGAAAAUGCAUGUCUUAAAACUGAAUACCACUGGAAAGUUUGCUUUGAAUGUUGUUGAUAAUUUGGUAGUUGUCCACCACCAGAGCUCACAGACAUCUUUGAUAUUUGAUAUCAAGCUACUAGAUGGGGAUGCCAUUCCUACCAUUCAUCAACCAGUGCUUCCAGCUCGUUCAAUCCAUCCUUAUAAGAUUCCACAGAUAGGACCAGCAGCUGUUGCUUCACAGACACCUGUGCCAUGUGAGCUCUAUUCUUCUACUUGGAGUGUCUUCCAGCCUGAUAUUAUCAUCAGUGCCAGUGAAGGCUAUCUGUGGUAUUUGCAAGUAAAGUUGAAACCUGCUCUCAGGCUUUUAAAAGACAAAGGAAGGCUGAUGGACUUCCUUCUGCGGAGAAGAGACUGCAAGAUGGUGAUCCUAUCUGUGUGUUUCCAAAUGUUAAAUGGAGAAGAGAAAGACAGUCUUGCAGUUAUUGCAACUGUGUUUGAUAAACUGAACCAGGUGUACAAGGAGUUUCUGGAGAUGGAUCAGAGCUACACUAUGGCGAUGGAGUCAGGUUUGACUCGUGGCAACACAUCACAGAAGAGGCCAGUUCGCACACAAGCAGUCAUUGACCAGUCGGACAUGUACACACAUGUGUUGUCAGUUUUUACUGAAAAGAAGGAUGUGUCUCAUAAAUUCAUAACUGCUGUGUUGAUGGAGUAUAUCCGGUCUCUGAACCAGUUCCAGAUUACAGUACAGCACUACCUGUAUGAGCUGGUCAUCAAAACGUUGGUCCAGCAUAACCUCUUCUACAUGCUGCACCAAUUUCUUCAGUACCAUGUACUCAGUGACUCUAAGCCAUUGGCUUGUCUUCUACUGUCCCUUGAAAGCACAUACCCACCAGCUCAUCAGCUGUCUUUAGACAUGUUAAAGAGAUUAUCCACAGCCAAUGAUGAGAUAGUAGAAGUACUGUUGUCAAAGCACCAAGUUUUGGGUGCCCUUCGCUUUAUCAGAAGUGUUGGUGGACAUGACAAUAUAUCUGCCCGUAAGUUCCUUGAUGCAGCAAAGCAGACACAGGAUGAAAUGCUCUUCUACACGAUCUUCAGGUUUUUUGAACAGAGAAACCAAAGGUUACGUGGAAAUCCUGCUUUCACACCAGGUGAACACUGUGAGGAACACUUGGCCUAUUUCAAGCAAGUUUUUGGGGAGCAAGCACUCAUGAAGCCUAUCUCACAGUAGAUGGUUAGCUCUGACCUUGUUGUUAUUUACAAAAUCCACUGUACAAAAAUUAAUUUAUUCUGAUAUCAAACAGCAUGUCCUUGUUUGUUUUGCUUGCACUUAAUAAAAUUGUUUAUGUACAUAAUAAGCAUUUUGUACAAG